Messenger RNA from Chrysoperla carnea, 2511 nucleotides. Its product is annotated as zinc finger protein 271-like. The transcript has a single exon. Gene Ontology annotation, biological process: regulation of transcription by RNA polymerase II. The record is from RefSeq and is a predicted model, not a curated record. The coding region runs from base 168 to 1634 and encodes 488 amino acids. Lineage: Eukaryota; Metazoa; Arthropoda; Insecta; Neuroptera; Chrysopidae. Gene Ontology annotation, molecular function: DNA-binding transcription factor activity; RNA polymerase II cis-regulatory region sequence-specific DNA binding.
CCAUGAAAGAAUAAAAUUGAAGAAUCCCACGAUUGAAAUAUUAGGGAGUGUUUUUAGGGAAGAAUUUUAAAAUUUGGACAAAAAUUGGUAAAAAUGCUGUGGGAAACGUUUAAUUUUUUAAUAAAUAUCUAUUUAUAUUAAUAAUUAACUAAUUUCGAACAAAAAAAAUGUCAAAUGUAAAUAAACUAGUUUUUUUGCCAAUCAAAGAAGAAGUUGGUGAACAAAAAGAAGCCGAAAUGGAACAAAAGUCUUAUAAAAGUUUUACAAUUCAAGAUGGAAUUUUAAAUGAACCAUUUUCAUGUGACUUUAGUGAUUUAAGUUUUACAUUACAAAGUAAAUUAUUUGAAAAUCAGUUAAUUUACAUAGAAAAAAAGAAUUUUUCUUGUGAUAUUUGUGAUAGACAAUUUAAUUUCAAACAACAUUUAGUUCAACAUAAACGAAUUCAUACGGGAGACAGACCAUAUACAUGUGAUAUUUGUGACACGAAAUUUUCGGAUAAAUAUGGUUUAAUACGUCAUAUACGAAUUCAUACUGGAGAACGUCCAUAUCCAUGUAAUAUUUGUGAUGCAAAGUUCUCUCAAAAACAUCAUUUAAUUCGACAUCAGCGAACACAUACUGGAGAAAAACCAUAUUCAUGUGAUAUUUGUGGAAGAAAAUUCACUGAAAAAUAUAGUUUACUUCGACAUCAACGAAAUCAUGUAGCAGAACCAGAAAAACAAUCGAAGCUAAUAAUUGAAAAUAUGAAAAUUGUUCAACCAGAAUUACAUACAAAAUUUAUGAUUAAAGAUGCAAUUUUAGAAGAACCAUUUUCUUGUGAUUUUAGUGAGUUAAGUUUUACUUUACAAAACGAUUUAAUUGAACUUGAACCGAUUCAAGGAGGUGAAAAAAAAUUUUCAUGUGAUAUUUGUGAUAAAAAAUUUAAUUUAAAACAUCAUUUAGUUCAACAUAAACGAAUUCAUACUGGGGAAAAACCGUAUUUAUGUGAAGUGUGUGAUAAAACAUUUAAUUGCCCACAAAGUUUAACGCGACAUAAACGAACUCAUAGCGGAGAAAAAUCAUUUUCAUGUGAUGUUUGUGAGAAAAAAUUUGUGGAUAAAAAAAAUUUAAUAGCACAUAAAUUACUUCAUACCGGAGAACUUCCAUAUCCAUGUGAUAUUUGUGAUGCAAAGUUCUCCCAAAAACAUCAUUUAUUUCGUCAUCAACGAACUCAUACGGGAGAAAGACCGUUCCCUUGUGACGAAUGUGGCAAGACAUUCAUGAAGAAACAAUGUUUAGUUCAACAUUUAAAAAUUCAUACCGGAGAAAGACCGUAUUCGUGUGAUGCUUGUGGCUUGAAAUUUUCCCAAAAACAUCAUUUAAUUCGUCAUCAAAGAACUCAUACGGGAGAACGGCCUUAUUCGUGUGAAAUCUGUAAUAAAACAUUUACGCAACAAUUUAGUUUGGUUCGACAUCAACGAAUUCAUUUUGGAGAACAAAAUGGAAUAUUUGGAUUAAGGGAACCGUUGUCAAUUAAAGAAGAAUGGGUAGAUCCUGAAGAACACGCAAAUUUCGAUGAAAAUAUGAAAAAUGAAGAAAUUCAAACCAAAUUAAUUAAAGAUGAAACUUUAGAUGAAUCAUAUUCGAGUGAUUUAUGAUCUAAAUUUUAUGUUUUUCAUGCCAUGUUUAUACAAAGUAGUCUCAAACCGGGAAUUAUAAAGAAUAAAUUGUAAAUAAUUUACCGAAUCAAGAAAUGGCCACGACAAGCCCAUCUUGUUAGGAUCAAGAUUUCUAAUCGAGGAUAAUCUAUAAAUGCCUCUUGGAUUCAUCAAUCCUGGGAGAGAACCUGGCAUAGAAGCUAUAGGCUUUCUGCAAGGAGUCUGGCCUCGACAGAACCCUAUAGAACCGAAGUCGUCUCGUCUUUGGUUGGUAAGUUGUUUUCAAAGACGGACUUAGAAGAUCCCUUGGACCACAUUCUAGGUGUUAGAAUUCCAUUUGCGGUAUCCCACUUAUAUCCUUGGUCUUUUUGAGCUCUAUCAGGGCUCAUUGUAGGGACAAAGAAAUGAAAUUGAAAUGCGUACUCUUUUGUACAAGAAAAUUCGAAGUGUUUUCAUAGAAACUAUGGAAAUUCAAGAGCAUUUGUAAAAAGAAAUAAGCUCAAUGUUUUGUUCUGACCAUAGGCAUAGUAAAAAUAGGGAUGGAGUAUAAAGUUCAACUUUAGACGAGGGAAGUAUUCCUUAAGUCAUUUGUAUAAUACUCUUACUCUCUGUUACAAUUCUCGGUUACACUCCGUCUCUUCUUUUCCUUUGUCCAUGGCUCUGACCUACGGCACGUUUAACGUUAUGAAAACCGCGAUGUAGACGACAAAAUGGAUGACAGAUUUGAAGUUUCUGAGGGUCGGUAUUCAAAGUGUAAGAAAAUUAUUUUCUGUUUUAAAUUAGUUAAAUGAAAUUAAUUAUUUCAUAGUGGUGAGUGAAAUUGGGCCUUAGUUGAUUAUAAAUUGAUAAUGUUUAUAUAUUGUAGAUAUUUAAAAAU